AUGUCGAUUGAUCUGAAGCCAGUAGAUCUUAAACAGGGAAAGUGGUUAAACGAACCCAAGACCUGGACCAUUGAGAAUAAUGAGCUGACUGUCACCACUGAUAAAGCCCGUGAUUUCUGGAGAGAGACUUUCUACGGGUUUGUGAGAGACAGCGGACAUUUCUAUGGAUUCUCAACAGGCAACAACUUCACUGCCCAACUGCGAGUCAAGGGUCAGUUCCACGAACUUUAUGACCAGGCCGGUCUGAUGGUACGAAUCGACGAGUCACACUGGAUCAAAGUCGGAGUUGAGUUCACGGAUGGCGAGAGAUACUUCAGCAGCGUUCUGACCAACCCCACCUCGGACUGGAACGUGGCGCAGCCAUUCGAUAACUUAGAAGAUUUCUACAUCCGAGUAACCGUGUCCAAAGGCUCUAUCCGUGUACAAAGCUCAAGCGACGCCAAACUGUGGCACCUCGCACGACUAGCACCAUUCCCCCAAGCCGACAACUACCUCGUCGGACCCAUGACCUGUACCCCCGAACGCGAGGGACUCACCUCCACCUUCUCCGAGUUCGAACUGGGUCCUGCCAUGACCAAGGACCUGCACGACCGGACAUGA
Messenger RNA from Sugiyamaella lignohabitans, 600 nucleotides. It is a transcript of the gene REE1, whose product is annotated as Ree1p. Lineage: Eukaryota; Fungi; Ascomycota; Dipodascomycetes; Dipodascales; Trichomonascaceae. The transcript has a single exon. The coding region runs from base 1 to 600 and encodes 199 amino acids. The record is from RefSeq and is a predicted model, not a curated record.